Parnassius mnemosyne (clouded apollo) is the source of this 738-nucleotide messenger RNA. NCBI's taxonomy places the organism in Eukaryota, Metazoa, Arthropoda, Insecta, Lepidoptera, Papilionidae. The record is from the annotation of a GenBank genome assembly.
AUGUUAUCCAGCCUAAGGUCUGGUGUUCAGGGGCUGUGGCGUGUGUCUUCAAGGGCUUUACAAACAACUACUAACUUGCAGCAUGAUAGCUUAUUUGUGCACCGAGAUACCCCUGAAGACAAUCCAAGUAUUCCAUUCGAAUUUACUCCAGAAAACAAUAAGCGUGUAGAAGCUCUUUUAGCAAUAUACCCUGAAGGUCAUAAGAGAGCUGCUAUGAUCCCUCUUCUUGAUCUUGCUCAACGCCAAAAUGGUGGAUGGCUGCCAAUAUCUGCCAUGCAUAAAGUUGCUGAAAUAUUGAAGCUGCCACGUAUGAGAGUGUAUGAAGUUGCAACAUUCUACACAAUGUUUAUUAGACGACCAAUAGGAAAAUACCAUGUCCAAGUCUGUACAACAACACCAUGUUGGUUGCGUGGUUCUGAUGCAGUACUUAAUGCAAUCAAGGAGGCCACCGGUUGUGAAGUUGGAGGCAACAGCCCCUGUGGCAAAUUUUCUCUAUCAGAGGUUGAGUGUCUCGGGGCUUGUGUAAACGCGCCUAUGGUGCAGGUUAAUGACGAUUACUAUGAGGAUCUAACUGUUGACGACACAAAAGAAAUAAUCGAGAAGUUGAAGAGGGACGAAAAACCUAAGCCAGGCCCAAGGAGUGGCCGAUACGCAUCGGAGCCUUUGGGCGGUUUAACUUCCCUCACCGAAGAGCCUACAGGACCUGGUUUUGGUCUACAAGAUGCCCUAAAGGCUUAG